Molecule: messenger RNA, 417 nt
Organism: Clonostachys rhizophaga
Lineage: Eukaryota; Fungi; Ascomycota; Sordariomycetes; Hypocreales; Bionectriaceae
Source: the annotation of a GenBank genome assembly
AUGAAAUUACCAAUUAAGGCUUUGACCGUGUUGCAACAACCCAACCGUCGCGAGCUGACAGAGCAGCAGUGGCGGACUCUUGUGGAGGAAAUAACCUCCCGCGGACACUUGCCCUUCUUCGAUAUUGCUUACCAAGGCCUUGGCCGUGGCUUAGAUGAGGACGCAUAUGGAGUGCGCCACUUUGCAAGCUUGGGCUCUGAGAUGAUUAUUGCUCAGUCCUUUGCUAAGAAUCUAGGGCUUUAUGGACAAAGAGUUGGCGCAUUACAUGUUGUGGCUUCAACCAAGGAAGCUGCGGCAGCUGUCAAGUAUCAGCUUCGUUGCAUGAUUCGGCAUAAUGAGCUACAGGAGAUAAGGCAAAGGCUAGAACGCAGUCGACAGGAAUUGUUUCAUAAGCUGGCUAACGUCCACAAAGUAUGA